Drosophila obscura is the source of this 1570-nucleotide messenger RNA. RefSeq names its product saccharopine dehydrogenase-like oxidoreductase. Gene Ontology annotation, biological process: glycolipid biosynthetic process. The record is from RefSeq and is a predicted model, not a curated record. NCBI's taxonomy places the organism in Eukaryota, Metazoa, Arthropoda, Insecta, Diptera, Drosophilidae. Gene Ontology annotation, cellular component: plasma membrane; lipid droplet; mitochondrion.
UAUUUGUGGAGUCACCGGCUGUUAUCAGAGGAAUAAAUACCACUUGUUUAGUCUGAUCGCUACCACUAUCCGGCUGUCGUACACAGGAACACCAAGAAGCAGCCGAUCAUUCCAAACUGAUAAGCAAUUACUAAGCAACUUAUUAUAUAUUCGUGGCUUUACAGUGACCCCUACGCAAUGGCAGCUAAGAAAUUGGAUGCCAUCAUUUUUGGUGCCACCGGUUUUACCGGCAAACACACGGUCCUGGAAGCUGUGUCAGUUCUGAAGGGCCUGAACUGGGGAAUCGCCGGGCGUAACCAGGAAAAACUGCAGUCGGUGCUUAAGGAAAUGGGUGCAAAGUCCAAAACAGAUCUUUCGCAGACACCCAUCAUCAUAGCCGAUGUGAACGAUCAGUCAUCACUAGAUGAAAUGGCCAAGCGUUGCCGCAUUGUGGUGAACACUGCUGGGCCAUAUCGCUUUUAUGGCGAAAAUGUGGUUAAAGCCUGCAUCGAGGCAGGCACACAUCACGUUGACGUUAGCGGCGAGCCUCAGUAUAUGGAAUCCAUGCAGCUGAAGUACAACGACCGUGCCAGGGAGCGGGGAGUGUACGUGAUCAGCGCCUGUGGCUUUGACUCCAUUCCCGCCGACAUGGGCGUCGCCUUUAUAGAGAAGAACUUUGACGGAGUUGUAAACGCAGUGGAGAAUUUCGUCCAUUUUGGAGUCAAGGGUGGUACAAAAGGUGCGGGCGGCGCUACUCUUAACACUGGCACUUGGGAGAGUGCCAUUUUCGCAAUCGCGAACAGGAGUGAGUCAGUCGCCAUACGCAGGAAGCUAUUCCCAGAUCGUCUGCCUAAAUUCCAUCCCGAGCUUAAGCCACGAGCGCCCCUUUCCCUUGCUGAUGAGGUGGGUAAAGUAAUCCUGCCCUUCCCGGAGACGGAUCGCUCCGUGGUUAUGCGUUCGCAGCGCUACCUGUACGAGAAUGAGAAGAAACGUCCGAUCCAGAUGCAAGCCUACAUGACGUAUCCCUCGCGGUUAGUUGCUGGCGUGGUUGUCUUCUUUGCUGCUAUUAUUGGAACUAUGGCCAAGUUUUCCUUUGGACGUCAGCUCCUGCUCAAGUAUCCCAGCUUCUUUUCCGGUGGAUUGGCGUCUCGGGACGGUCCGAGCGAGGCGCGCAUGGAGCGUUCGUUCUUCAGAAUGACAAUGAAAGCCACCGGAUGGCCCAAAUCACAGAUCCUCACCGAAAGUACAGACCAGUACACGUCACCACCAACUAAAACCUUAACAGUACAAAUAACUGGUCCUAACCCUGGCUACGGUUCCACCUGUGUCGCCUUGUUGUCUACGGCAAAGACCAUUCUGAACGAGAGCGAUAAAAUUCCAAGUACAGGCGGAGUCUUUUCACCGGCUGCCGCCUUCUCCAAGACGAGCCUAAUCAGCGAGUUGGAGAAGCACGAGCAUGGUAUUAAGUACGAAAUUGUAGCCAACAAGUAAAUUGUGUACGUAUAUGUAUUUUAUUUAAAGCGGGAAUCGGAUUUUUAAUAAACCACAGGAAAUUUGUUGUAGCUCAUGGGUACCAAUAACAAAAACCAAA